This is a messenger RNA of Cryptomeria japonica (Japanese cedar), 1192 nucleotides long. Its product is annotated as CBS domain-containing protein CBSX1, chloroplastic. The transcript is spliced from 8 exons. The record is from RefSeq and is a predicted model, not a curated record. The coding region runs from base 150 to 881 and encodes 243 amino acids. Lineage: Eukaryota; Viridiplantae; Streptophyta; Pinopsida; Cupressales; Cupressaceae.
ACAACACUGCUCUUGGAUGGGCGGUGGGGUGUGUUAUAUUUUGGCCGUGGGGAUGCAAACGACAAAAGAAAAAUCUCAUCUUUUGUGAGUUUCUGUGUCCCCAUAGUUAUCAAUUGAAUUGAAGAGGAAGGGGAUUGCGGGGUUUUUCCAUGGAGGUUUCUUCCCUCAUACCAAUGGCUUCCUCUGCCUCUGCCUCUGCCUCUGCUCUCUCUUGCUGCUCUUGCACUAUCCGAUUGCCCCUGCGGCCGAGAACUGGUAAGCCAAGAACUGUUAACUUGAGGCCGGAGCAAUUCUUAAGACAGGAUCAAUUGAACAACACAAGAUUACACAUGAACGUAGCGAGGAGCACUUUAAUGGCUAACGCUGUGCCGCCAAGGCAAGAAGUCUUCAGAGUGGGUGAUUUUAUGACCAGGAAAGAGCACCUGUUUGUUGUGAAGCCAACAACAUUGGUUGAUGAAGCUUUAGAAGCUCUUGUGGACAAUCGGAUUACUGGCUUACCAGUGGUAGAUGAGGAUUGGACACUGGUUGGAGUUGUUUCUGACUAUGACUUGCUGGCACUGGAUUCUAUAUCAGGUGCUGGGCGAACUGAGACAGGUCUUUUCCCACAAGUGGACAGCACAUGGAAAGCUUUUAAUGAGCUACAGAAUUUGUUAAAUAAAACAAAUGGGAAGAUUGUUGCUGAGGUGAUGACACCUUCACCGAUUGUUGUUCGUGAAACAACCAACCUUGAGGAUGCAGCCAGAUUAUUGCUAGAAACCAAGCAUCGGAGAUUACCUGUUGUUGACAAUGGUGGGAAAUUGGUUGGGAUACUUACCAGGGGGAAUGUUAUAAGAGCUGCACUGCAAAUGAAGCGCGCAGUUCAGCAGGAGGCUAAGAAUUAAUUACGUCGAGGCUGUAAACUGGGAUGUAGCAUAUGGUAGGGGUUAAUGGAAAAUGUGCUGCCAAUGUGGAUAGCAUGAUUCAUUUUGCACAUUGAUUCUGUUUUAUCUCAAAACCAAAAAUAAGGUUAAAUGUAUUCAUAUAAUAAUUUUGUUGGAAUAACACAUAUUUGGAUGAAAUCUUUAGGUUUUUAGAUCUUAUAUUCAACAAGCUUAUUGCUGAAAUUCAUCAGUGUUUUACCAUACUUUCUAUUCAAUGUAUCUUUGAUUUCAAAGAAGAUUUAAAAUUGCUUCAAUCCUACAAAAUUCAGCCA